AUGAUGAUGUCAUCAGAACUCAAUGGAAAACAUCUCAACAAAUCUUCGUGGCCGGUGUUUAAAGAAAGUCAUGCAGCAACGCUUUGCAAACAUUUCUUUGUCGAUUUAGAAGCACUGAGAAUGAGUGUUACUCCAAAUCCAUCAAAAAAACCUAUCGUUUUGGGAGCUGGUGAUCCGACUCUUGUCCCAGGUGGACCACGCUGUGAUUAUGCCACUGAAGCACUCAUCCGAGCCACCAAAACCCAAAAACAUGAUGGUUAUCACUUUUGGUGGGGAGGUGAUGAAACAAGAGAGGCAGUCGCUGAACACUCAUCCACACAAAGCACAAAAUAUUCAGCCAAUGAUGUGAUAAUUACGAUUGGUGGAGGACAUGCAUUGGAGCUAUUUGUAACGGGUGUAGCUAAUCCAGGAGACAACAUCCUAUUCCCUGAAGCUUGCUACAGAGUCUACGAGACCUACACGAGAGCCUAUGAAGUUGAGUUCCGUGGCUAUCAGUUGAACAUUGAAAACGGAUUGAUUGACCUUGAAGAUCUUGAAAGAAAAAUCGAUAACAAGACGAAAGCAAUUCUGAUGAACAAUCCCCACAAUCCGUUAGGAGCUGUUUAUCCAAAAGAACAUUUAGAACAACUUCUUCGAAUUGCUGAAAAACAUCACUUGCCUGUAUUGGCUGAUGAAAUCUAUGGGAAUUUGGUGUUCGGCGAGGAGAAAUUCUGGCGAUUGACUGAGCUUGAGCCAAAUGUACCGAUUAUAACCCUGAAUGCCUUAUCAAAAAGUUAUUUGGUGCCUGGAUGGAGAUGCGGAUGGUUAUUGUUGAGAGAUCAUCAAGGAUCUUUAUCUAAAGUUUGGCAAGGAAUGCGUAAAUUAACGCUCAAAGCGCUUGGUGUUUCGUCGGUUAUUGAAGGUGCUCUCCCUGAUAUUCUUCAAAAUACCCCACAGAAAUAUUUCGAUGAUCUCAACGAUCGACUCAAGAAAAACGCACAGCUUUUCUACGAUUUACUUGUGAAAGUUCCGGAAGUGGAUUUCCUUAAAGGACUCAUUGAAGAAGAAGCCGUAACCACAAUGCCUGGUAGCUUGAUGGGAUUACCCGGGUAUUUCCGAGUGAUUCUUUUGAUGCCAGAAGAAGCUAUUCCUCGUCUCGUGAUGGAGGAAGAAUGCAAACCGAACAUGAACGAGAAUGGCUCCUCCAUUCAAAUGGUGCAGCAAGAUAACGAGGAAAAUGAUUCGGAACAAGAAGAGACGAGCCCCUACUAUCAAAAUCAUUUGGCUGCUAGUAACAAACCUUACACUUGGCCGGAAAAUUACAAGGAUCCUAACGACUGUUUGAGUGACGAAGAUGAUGCCAAGAACAUUAUUGAUGAAUCAGAAGUUAACGAUGAUCGACCACCGUUUGUGCGGCCAUCUAUACGAGAAGAUGCCCCACUAGCGUCGAUAUUGAAUGAACACCUUGAUGGAGUUGAUCCAAGACAAUGGUUUCCCGAGUUUUCGCCCACUGAAGUGCUUCGUUUUUCCCGAUUGUUCGCGCACAACAUCAAACCAUCAUUUAAGACUGAGUUGUGGUGGACGAGUAAAAGCUUCAUUUACAAAUCCCUUACUGCCGAGCAACGUGCACAGCUUCGUGCCGAGGAAAAAGAAAAACAGGAAGCAAUUCUAAAGGGUGAACUAAGGCAAACGUCAAACUUGCGGAGUUUGUCACUAGCUGAACCAUCAACAAAUCCAGAUGAUUAUCAAGUCGAUCAAGAGACUUUACUGCUGCGUCCAGCCGUCCAAAUGCCAAAAGAAGUUAACAAACAGGAUGAGGAAAAACGAGAAAUUGCCCCGUGGAGACUUGGACCAGCUAAAUCGUUGUACGAUGAAAUGGGAGUUCCACUGACGGCUACUAGUGUCGAUUAUGGGUUCAAUUUGAAGAAAGAGGAUUUAUCGCGUAAGAAGCCGGAUGAAGAAGCUGAAGAAAGCACAAAGGAACGCUCGAGCGCUUUUCUUCCCGUCAACUUGAUCAAUUGGGAAAAUGAUAUCGUAAUGGACGGUGAACAAUAUCGGCAAAAGUUAAUUGACGAGUUGAAGACGGGCAAACCUCCUUUGGGUGGAUGGUUUCCAACUCUAUCGACGCGUACUUAUGAGCAUUUCACAAUUGCCUUGAAGCAAAACUAUUUGCCAUCGUUGUUUGCUCAAAAUCCGCCACCCCAAAGGUUACUUGUACCUGAUCCAGAUCUGAUCACGGAACCAACGCCGACUCAUUCUAUCUUCCCGUUAGAAUUCGUAGACAACACAAAUUGGGAAAAAGAUGUAAUUAUUGAUGUAGACAAUAUGGAGCGAUUACCAGAACCGAAAAUGCUGACGCUUGACUUUUUCGAUGAUCCGCUGAUUUUUGGUAUGCCCGAGGAUCAUGAAACCAAUGAAAGUAUUGUGACAAAGAUUGAGAAAAAGGACAACAAUCUCUUCACGAAGAAAUCAAAGAUGAUUUUGGGACAAGUGCAACAACGGCAAAAACAAGAAGAAGAAGAGGAAAUGGAAAGAAUGACCGAUAAAGAUCCGUUCAAUCUCAGCAAUGAUGACUAUUACAAUCCAAAGAAUACUGACAAGUCUGGUCCCACCGUUACCGCGACGCAAAUCCUGCACUCAUUACCGGCUCAAAAUGUGCAUCAGAUGUUUUUCCCGACUCAUCUUGGUAUUUCAAAGUUGCGUCAUUGGCAUCGACAGCCAUUGAAUAAACGAAUCAUGCGGAAUAUUGGAAGCAAAUUUGUGCCAAUCAAGCCCUUAACACAGCACAUCCAACAAAUGAAUGAGAUGCGAGAACGUAAAAGGCAAAUUGACGGUGGUGGUGAAGUGUUCUUGAUGCGAGAAAUACAGGAUCUAUCUGGACGUGAUGGAGAAUUGCUUCUCUUGGAAUAUUCCGAAGAACAUCCACCUCUUCUUUCUCAAACUGGAAUGGCAAGCAAGUUGCGGAACUAUUAUAAAAGAAAAACUGGCAAAGAACACGAUCUCGACUUCGAAUAUGGUGAGACGGCUUUCACACACAUACCAUUUCUCGGAAUUCUUCAACCCGGUCAAAGUCUACAAAGCAUUGAGAACAACUUGUUCCGUGCUCCAAUCUAUCGACAUGCAACUAAGCGUACCGAUUUCUUGUUGAUUCACCAAAAAGGAAGCUGGUAUAUUCGCCAAAUGCCUCCGACGUUUGUUGUUGGGCAAGAGUGUCCUCUUUACGAAGUACCGAGUCCAAAUUCGAAACGAGCGGCACAAUUUGUUCGGGAUUCGCUAAUGGCAAGUAUCUAUCGUCUUUUCUGGGAAUCUAACGAAGAUCCACGGAAAAUUAAAAUCGAAGACCUGAAGGCCGCUUUUCCUCACUAUGCCGAAGGAAGUUUAAGGAAAAGACUAAAGGUUUGCGCGGAUUUCAAAAGACUUGGUCCUGGACCCGAACAUUGCUUUUGGAUUUUACGGCCUGAUUUCCGACUGCCAUCAAAAGAAGAAGUGCUGGCUAUGGUGACUCCAGAAAUGUACUGUGCACAGUACAGUAUGUUGGCCACUGAACAACGUUUAAAAGACGCUGGUUAUGGAGAAAGAUACUUCUUUACGCCUGAAAAUGAGGAAGAAUCGAAUGAUGAGGUGACGAUCGAAGAUGAGAUAAAGGCUGCUCCUUGGAAUACAACGCGGGCAUACAUAUGGGCGAUGCGAGGAAAAUGUCUCCUCGAUCAGACGGGAAUCGCCGAUCCUACCGGUUGUGGACAAGGAUUCUCUUAUGUGCGAGUGUCAGCUAAACCACCAAAGGAAGAAGGCCCUACUGUUCCAAAACGGCUUGUUACCGGAACCAACGCCGAUUUACGAAAACUGCCAUUAAAGGAAGCAAAACAAAUUUGUCGCGAAUAUGGUGUACGGGAAGAAGAGAUUAGCGCUUUGUCAAGAUGGGAGAUUAUCGAUGUUAUUCGAACAUUGUCAACACAAGCGGCCAAGGGUGGCGGUGAAAACCCCGAUGUCGCUGGAAUGGCUCGUUUUGCCCGUGGAAACAGUCGGCACACAAUGUUGAAUUUACAAGAAAAGAAUCGACGCCAUAACCAGCGAAUCUUUGAGCUACAAGCAAAAAAUCUCUCAAAUCCUGAAGAGCUAUCGACUGAUGAAGGAAGUGGAGAUGAAAAUUCGGAUAACGAAGAUAUGGCAAAUCGAUUGGAAACAAUGCUGAAAGAUGCCAAAGAUAGAACAAACACUGAGUUGGAUCGUCAGCGAAAAUGGUUUGAGGAAGAAGAAAAGGAGCUGCAAGAAUUGAAAGAAAUGCUUCGCACUGACCCUGCUGGACCAUCCGCGGAUGCAAAACUCAAAACCGAGGCUCUAAAUAUCACCGAUCAAGACAAAAAUGAUGCUGCAAAACUGAGUGAAGAGAUUGUGGGUAGCGCUUCAAAGAUCUCUGGGAUCACCGGGAACAAGAAACUGAAGAUUUAUCGAACUUUCCGAGAUGAGGACGGAAAUGAAUCGGUUCGAACCGAAACCAUCACAAGGCCUCAAUUGGUAGAAGCGUACAUACGGAUUCGAUCAACUCGCAACGAAGAUUUCAUCAAGGUUUACGCGAUGAUGGAUGAGCAAUUCAAAGAGGAACGCCGAAAGGAACGACGCAAGUUGCAAGAUCAAUUGAGGCGCCUGAAGAGAUAUCAAGCGACCGCACCAAAAACUGCGCCGAAGAAAGAAAAGAAAGAAGUGCCGAAGAAGGAAAACCACUUGAAGACACGGUGUUCAGCUUGCAAUCAAAUUGGCCAUAUGAAAUCGAAUCGAAAUUGUCCUCUCUUCGGAAAAUCACCGAUCACCCCAGGAUUUAAAGAUACAACCGAUGAUGAAGUAUCGAUGAGUGGGACGGAAACGAUGCCCGGCAUUUCUACGGACAGUCUUGUUGAGUUGGAGGGAACAAUAAUGCGCAUCAAGAAGUCACUUUUUCCGAGUUCAAAGAAGCCAAAAGAAGAUCAACCAGAGAAUUAUGUUACUUCGGAAGCUACUUCAUCAAAGAGCUUCCUGUUUGAGGACGACUUUGGAGAUUUCGAGGGUAAUCUGCAACGAGCGAUUUUCCAACAAGGGAUUAAAGGUGAAACCGAUUAUCUCCAAGGACCAACAAAAAAUGCGCAGCGAGCUCGCGCGAAUCCGAAGAUCUCAAUGGCUACGAUUCUGAUGGAGAUCGUUAGUGAGUUACGCAACAUGCCUGGUAUCGAGCCACUCCUUAAACCUGUCAAUGCCAAAAUGUAUUCCGACUACUACAAAAUCAUCGAAAGGCCAAUGGAUGUGCAAAAGAUUAAAGAAAAAAUACAAGACAACAAAUACGAGCUUCGCAUGGACUUCCUUUGUGAUGUGAAGAAGAUUUUGGAUAAUACACUAACUUACAACGGGGCAGCUCAUCCAAUUACGCAAAUUGCUCAGAAGAUGUUUGAACUUGCGGCCAAACGAGUUGUCGAAAAAGAGUCUCGGUUGGUGCAACUAGAGAAACAAAUUAAUCCGUUGCUUGAUGAUAAUGACAGGGUUGGAUUUUCCUUCAUUCUGACGGAGAUUGUGCAAAAGUUGAAGAAUAUCCCGAAGAGCAGCUCAUUUCAUCAGGCUGUUGAUGGCAAAAAGGUGCCUCGUUAUUACAUGGUUAUCAAGCGACCAAUGGAUUUGCAAAAAAUCGAGAACAAUGCAAAGAAACACUGGUAUACGCGUGUCGAGAAGUUCGAGAAUGAUAUAAAAUUGAUCUAUGAAAACUCGAAAGAAUUCAACGGUGCUGCUUCCCCCUAUACAACAAAAGCUGAAGAAAUUGUGGUCACAUGUCAACAAUUGCUUGCCGAGAAGGCUGAGCAACUCCACGAGCUUGAAUGUAGCAUCAACGCCUCGGAACCGCAAAUGAUUAAAGAACACGACGACGAGGAGGAACUUGAUGAACAUGAUCGAUACCGUUUCUACGAGAAUCUUCUGGAUAAAACAACUGAAGAGCCAGGACAGGAAGCUGGAGGGCCGGGGGAAGCAAUCGCGCAUGAAGAAACGGCACAACAAGGUUUAAUUAAAGUCGAGCCACGUGAUGAAGAAAUGGAUAUUUCAAAUCCGGCUCCAUCAACUUCUGUACCAGCUCGCCUCUCAUUAGUUGAUUAUGAUGACGAUGACUCACAAGAUGCUCCUCUACUUGAUGAAGAUGCCCUACAUCGAGCCUUACUCGAAUCGGAUAUGCAUGCAUCAGGUCAACUCAAUGCCGAUCUCGCGCUCAGCGACUCCGAUGAUGAAAGCCUCACCGAAGCGAAAAGGCCCAGAUUUGAGGAGGAUCCAAUUCUCGAAGCCGGCGGUCCAUUGGGCACAGUAGGUCAACCGUGUAAUCCAGAUCCUGAUCAACUCUCGUGUUCCGUCCAAAAUUCAGAAUGCGUGGAGGGUGUGUGCCUCUGCAAACAAUUUCAUCGAUUUCAUGCCACGAACGGUUCAUGCAUCCACAAUGAACAAGGGUCAACAGUUGGACAGAAUUGUCGAAGCGGUGCCGAGUGUCGAGGGAGAGGCGAAUUCUGCUCGUCGUUCGGCGUUUGUAUGUGUCUAUCCACGCAUGUCGAUUCGGGCACUCAAUGUAAACCGACUGUUUACCCGGGUCAAAGUGGUUGUGAUGAUAGUCGACAGUGCAAUAAAGGAUUCCCAGGCGCUUUCUGUGAUCGAGCACAGAUUUGUCAAUGCCCAAAUGGAAUGAUCUCUCAACAACAGACUUGUCUAACGCCAAAUGCUCUUGCUAAUAUGAUUAUGGCCGAUCCACAGCCAGCACCUUCCCAUUAUCCAUCGCGAAUGAAUGGACGUGGAUCACAGUCGAUUGGAAAUCUUCAACGAACUCCACCUACCUACUCUCGCCGUCGCCCAUUCAAUCAAGAAACUCAUCAGAAUUUCUUCAAACGACUCCAGCAACCAGCGAGCAACAAUCGUUUCGGUGUACAGCCUGACGGUCUCUGUGCUGUGGACUCGGAUUGCGCGGGUUAUCCAAUGUCCUAUUGUGAUGGCGUGUGCAAGUGUAUCAAUGGAGCGCUUAAUGCCGGCUCGACUUGUGUGGCCGGAGCACCAGCCCUCUCGGCUGCUACGUGUUCUUCAGGGCAAAUCUAUGUGACCGAGGCUGGCUCGUGUAUGACAAGUCAAAACCCAGGAGAACCAUGUCAAUAUUCCCAGCAAUGUUCAGCCAAUGAGCCAGGAGCUUUCUGCUUGAAACUGAAGUGCGAAUGCGUCUACGGGAUGCAGCAAUCGGGCGCAGGUUGUACAUUUGUCGACAGUCAAUGCCCGCAACGGGGUUUCAUUUGGAUCAGCGAGUUGGGCGCCUGUAAAGAAGUAAUCCCACCCGGUGGAAAGGGUUGUUCUCAUAAUUUGCAAUGCCAAGCCGCGUAUCCAGAUGCCACAUGUUUCUUGCAGAGCUGCUCCUGCCCUCCCGAGUUCCCCAUUGCAAUUGAUGGAACUUGUGGUCGAAAUUGUUCGGCAGGAACCACAUUCUCCGGGAUCACUAACACUUGUUUACCAACUGUUCAACCCGGUGAUCAGUGCAUUUACUCAUCGCAAUGCCAUGCAAUUCAUCCAGGAAUGAUCUGUGAUCGAAAUCGUUGCAAUUGCCCAAAUGGACAGGUCUUCUCUGGAAAUCAAUGCACAGAUUCUUGUCCUCAAGGAUAUCGAGUGAACUCUAAAGGAGUCUGUGCACAGGGCUGUGCCCCGACACAAAUCGACUUCCAAGGUGAAUGUCUCAAUCAGGCAACGCCUGGUCAACAAUGCUUGGUGAAUGCUCAAUGCACUGGUGGCUCGUCGUGUCAAAGUGGAAUCUGCGUCUGUCCAUUAGCAACUGUUUCAAGUGGAGGAGUCUGUAUGCCGGUUCAAUCACCACCUCUUGCCUCGUGUGCCAACGGAGAACAAUGCUCGGGUGGAUCGUUUUGUGUGUCCGGUAACUGUUCGUGUCCCCUUGGACAAAGUGUUCUCAACGGACAAUGUGUGACACCAAUUGCAGUCCCUCCUAACUCUCCAUGUAAUCCAUCGGUAUCUUGUGGUGGUGGCUCAUCAUGCGUGAAUAGUGUCUGUGUCUGUUCAACGAGUCUCGUCGUCAUCGACGAAACAUGCAGUCUUCCACCAACAGUGAAUCCUGGUGGUCCAUGUCCUUCAGGAUUAGAAAGAUGCCUUGGUCAAUCCUCAUGUAUCAACGGUGUUUGUGCUUGUCCCUUUGGAACUACGAUUCAAAAUGCUCAAUGCGUGCCAAUUGCAGCCGCGACUCCUGGCUCUCCGUGUGGACCAGCUACAACAUGCCAAGGUCUUGCCGUCUGCAUCGACUCGAUGUGUCGAUGUCCUUAUGGAAUGACCAUACAAGGAGGAGAAUGCAGAGCUGCUCCGUCAUCUGACGUUGGUUCUUCUUGUCUAAACGAUGAGGUGUGCAUUGGUGGGAGUGUUUGCUUGAAUGGGAUCUGUUCUUGUCCAAUCGGCACCAGAGCCAUUCAAGGAAUUUGUACGGCCAUUGCUUCAGCUCAACCUGGACAAACUUGUGCAAGUGGCGAAGUGUGCACUGGUGGCUCAAAUUGUCAGCAAGGAGUCUGCGUGUGUCCUAUUGGAACGAUCAACUUUCAAGGAUAUUGUGUAACAACUUCAAUGUCACUCGGCGCCUGCAACAAUUCACUUCAAUGUCCAGGAGGAUCGUUUUGUGAUUUGAGUCGAAAUUUGUGCAUUUGUCCAGGCGGAUCAAUGGCCAUUGGUGAUCGUUGUGUGUCGAUUCAAGAAAUUGCAACGAAACGUCAAAAACCAGCUUAUUUUGGCUGCAAGAUGACAAGUGAUUGUCCACAUGGAAGGGUGUGCUUUGAGGGAAAAUGUAUUUGCGAGAUCGGUCAAAACUUGAACGGGGAUUGUAUCAUCACGUCGAGACACCGAGAUCAAUAUCGAAUCAAGAUCCCAAUUGCUCCACAAAUCCCCCAGAAACCAUUCACAAAUCGAGUAAUCGUCGAAAUGUCAAAGAGAGCCGAAUCUCGAAAGCCGAUCUCGUCCUUUCAACAACAAAUCGCUACUAAUCAACUUACUAACACGACUUUGAUUAGAAAUGUGGACAUCGGUUCUGCUUGUGUCCGCGUUGGAGUGACGUGUGGCGGUGGAUCGAUUUGUGUCUCCGGUUAUUGUGUUUGCCCACUUGGAACGCUUCCUCAUCACAAUAAAUGUGUCGAGAAAAGUACAGCAAAAGCCGGCGAAUCGUGUGCUCAAGGAGAGGACUGUACCGGCGGAUCACAGUGCAAUCAACACUCACAAAUCUGUGAAUGCAUGAAUCCAUUGCAGAUUAUUAUUGGAGGUCGUUGCGAGAAUCGUUUGAGAUCUCAUCCUGGUUACCCGUGCUCGAAUGGAGAGGUUUGCGUUGGUGGAUCAGAAUGCCUUGGUGGACGUUGUGAGUGCACGGAUGGACGGGUGAACAUCAACAAGCAGUGCGUGUAUCGACCUGAUUCUAAACCCGGAAUGUCGUGUGGGAACGGUGAACGAUGCACAGGGAAUUCCGAAUGCGAGCCGACAACGAAGAAAUGUUCUUGUCCAAAGGGAAUGCAAUCGAUUGAUGAUGUGUGCACUGCGUUCUCCUUCGUCGGCCCUGGAGAGUCGUGCUUGGCUUUGAAUGCUAGAUGUGGUGGUCAAUCAUAUUGCGUUCGAGGCACUUGUCAAUGUGCAGAGAAUAUGGUGGCAUUAAACAGGAAAUGCUCUCGAGUUAAACAAGCUCUUCCUGGUUCAAAAUGUUCUCAAACAGAGAACUGUGUGGGGCGCUCAGUGUGCAAGGAUGGCUCUUGUGUCUGUAUGAAUCCACUAAUUCUGAAUCGAAAUCGAUGUGAAACCGCCAGAAAUGUUUAUCCUGGUGAAACAUGUCGUCCAGGGGAUCAUUGUCUUGCAAAUGCUUCGUGUAAAGAUGGCCUUUGUGUUUGCCCAUUGGGACAAAUGAUGCGAAAUGGGCGCUGUGAAAUGAAAAGAUUAAUCUCACCGGGUUUCCUUUGCUCGAGAGAUGAUGUUUGCAUUGGGUUCUCAACUUGUCAAAACGGGCUCUGCUCUUGUCCGAUAGGGCAAAUCAUUGUCGAGAAAAGAUGUGAAGAAGCGGUCAAUGCACUACCUGGUCAAGAAUGUGGAAAGAAUAUCGUGUGCACGGGUGGCUCAAAAUGUCUCGAGGGGAUGUGCGUUUGCGGAACAGAUCAGAGAAUCUACGGGAAUCGAUGUCAAGAUGUUGUAAGAGUUGCUCCUGAGGCGUCUUGCGGAAACGGAGAAGUGUGCACAGGUGGAUCGACGUGUGAUAGAAAACAUCGAGUUUGCCGAUGUCCUCAACGACAAUUCGCCCGUCAAGGGAAAUGUGUGCCGAUCGUUGUCGAAAUCAAUCCACUGAGAAAAAGCACUCAAAUAACAACAACGGGAACGACGAUUGAUUCGAGAGAAAUCGAGGAAUCGACUACACUCAAACCGACAACUUUUCAUCGAUAUCGUUGCUACAAAAGCUCAGAUUGCAAGGGUGGAGCUGUUUGUACAUACGGAAUGUGCGUUUGCCCGCAAGGAAUGGUCAUGAAUAAGAGGAGGAAAUGUGAGCCAGCGUCUGCUGUUGAGAAACCAGCUCUUCUCUUGAGGGAAUGCUCAAGCUCUUCCCAGUGCUCGGUUGAGAACUCGUUUUGUGAUCGAGGACAGUGCAAAUGUUUACCCGGAUAUCGAAUCUUUGGAAGUACUCAAUGCAUUCCAAGAACGACAACAAGCGGUACAGAGCUCGGGACAACUCCAAUCGCUACAACGACCCCGAUUUCCUUCAAAACGAUUCCACCGAGAAAUCGCGGGAAUAAAGAAAUGACUACAACACAAAUCGCAGCAAAUCUCACCCUACAAACCGUUCCGCCAAGAGCUUUACCAGGCUGGCCUUGUAAUCCGAACACAAACUGUCUCCGCGGAUCAUAUUGCGUGAAUGGCUUUUGCAAAUGCCCGCCCGGUUUCGUGGAACUUGAAGGAAUGUGUAAACACCAGAAAUUAGUGCCUCCUUUAUCUUCAUGUGCACAUGGAGAAAUAUGCACAAGAGGAAGCAAUUGUACAUUGGGAUUCUGCUUUUGUCAACAAGGAUUCAUGCUUUAUAAAGAUUACUGUGUCUCGUUUGAAGAUGUGAUGAAACUUCGCGAGCUUGAAAAAGAAAAACACGGAUCAACGCUUGUAACUGUGACGUUCUCUCCUCUUCCACCAAAUCUUCUCUCAACUACUGAAGAGCCAAGAAUAUUUAUAAAGGAAACAAAACAACGACCAUACGGAGAAAUUGAUAACAAUUUGAUGCCUAAAGAAGUUGAAUCAACAGAGGAACCAGAGUCACAAACAAUUGCAUCGAUUUGGACAACAACAACAACAACUUCAACUCAACUACCCACCACUAAUUUUGUUGAGCAACAAGUGAAGAUUACAUAUCCCGGGAAAUGGUGUGAUGAUGUGCGGGUUUUUUGUUCAAAUGGGAGCACUUGUGUGAAUAGUGUUUGUCAGUGUCGCCAUGAUUUAAUUCUAUCGGAAGAUAGAUGCAUUUCACCGUUAGAAGCUCGUCGCUGUAUUGCCUCGAAUCAGUGUCCAUCUGGUGCGGAGUGUGUUCGUGGUCGUUGUGUCUGUCCACAAGGAAUGGCUUUAAGUCGAUUCGGAUUCUGUAUUCCUAUUGUUUAUGUUGACCCUGGAAUGAGCUGUGCUGAGGGAGAACAAUGCCGAUAUGGAUCAAAAUGCUCAGAUGGAAUGUGUACAUGUCAAGAAGGAUUGAUUCUAUCACAAGACAACAAAUGCCUUCCACCAAUUAGUGAAUUGCUUGCAAAUAACCAAAUGCAUGAUGAUCAACCAAAUAACUUGCAUGGAAUUAUUAACAAAAAGCAGAGAAGAAAACGAAUGAAAAGAGAGGAGGAAUUGGAGAAGAGAGCCGUUGGGGAUGGAUGUUUGAGUGAUGGGGAUUGCCUCACACCGACAUCGUGUCUAGACGCGAUUUGUCGAUGUCCACCCACGCAUUUUCAAAGUGGCAAUGCGUGCAUUGAUAAGAAUGCAGUGACCAGCUCAAUCGCACUCCCCGGUGAACAGUGCACCGCAAAUGAUGUCUGUGAUGGAGGAGCUGUUUGUGUGCAAGAAAUCUGCAAAUGCCCAUCCGGAAUGCUUCCAGAAGGACCCUUUUGCUUCCAAGUUUCAUCAAAAGUUAAUGAGCGAUGUGAUGGUGGGGAGAUGUGCAUAAACGGCUCGAUUUGUCUUGACGGUUUAUGCAUUUGCCCAUCCGGAUAUCAUGAAGUUAACACUGGUUGUGUGAAGAAGAAAGUGGCAAGACAAAAUGUUGUCACGAAUUGCGCGAUCAAUCCAUCGAUUUGCACCGGCGGCUCGUAUUGCUCGAAUGGGAUCUGUGUCUGUCCAUACGGGCAAUCAUUUGUCAACGGCGUUUGUACAACUGGUGGAGGCACAGGACAAUCCAUUCAAUAUGCCUCUCCUGGCGCCGCCUGUAUUGAUGGAUCAACGCGGUGUCUUGGCAACUCGAUCUGCAUCAAUAACUUCUGCAUUUGCCCUGGUGGAGAACAAAUCCGGAACGGACUUUGUAUGCCGAUCGAUUCCGAUGCCUCACCCGGAGAUAUGUGCCAACAGGGAAUCACCACAUGUUCAGGAAACUCGAUUUGUCUCAAUAAUGUUUGUAGAUGUCCAACGAAUCAGGUGAACUUGAAUGGUCAAUGCAGCAAUGUUCUUCAAGCAAAUGUCGUUUCAAACUGUGGAAAUUGCCCAAUCAACUCACAAUGUGUACAAAAUCAAUGCCAAUGCAAUACUGGCUAUCAAAUGUCAUCCACGUCUAAUAUGUGCCUUCGAUAUGUUUAUCCAGGACAAUCUUGUGAUUCAACAUCUUAUUGUCAAGCUAAUUCAGCUUGUCAAAGUGGUGUUUGCACGUGUAACCCUGGUUAUGCAGUCACUCAAGGUUUGGCCACUUCGACUUGCAUUCAGGCGGCAAAUCCCGGAGAUUAUUGCAACAAUAAUGUCCCUUGUGGAACGAAUAGUCAAUGUUUAUUAGGCCAAUGUGCUUGCAAUCAAGGCUUUGCUCCUUCAUCAACCGGCUCCUUUUGCGCGCAAAUCACCCAAGUCGGGCAACCAUGCUCUCAGCAAAGUGUCUGUACGGCGAAUUCGCAGUGCCAGAAUGGCUUCUGCAUGUGCAACACAGGCUAUUCAGCCACUUCUGGUCAAUGUGUUACCUAUCAGAAUCCGAUCUCGAAUCAAUGCCCCAAUGGAUGCCCGACAAAUUCUUUCUGUUUUAAUGGCAAUUGUCAAUGCAUGUCUGGAUAUAAUCCCACGAAUGAUGGAUCCGGUUGUACACAACAAUGUUUAAAUGGCCAACAAUGCUCUCCACCCAUCCAAAUUCUCAGUUGCCAACAGGGUUACAGCUAUGACUCAACGACAAAUCAAUGUAUCCGAGUGGUGGCUCUUGUCUCUGCUCCACAGCAAGCUUGUGGAAUAAAUGGACCGUGUGGUGAUAACUCCUAUUGUAAUCAAGGACAAUGUCUUUGCAACAAUGGUUACUACAACAGUGGCUUUUCGAGUACUAACAGUGUGAAUUGUCAACCGGUUGCCCUUGCGAAUCAAGCCUGUCAAUCACCAAAUGCUUGCACUCUCAACUCUGCCUGUUCCCAGGGAAUCUGUCAAUGCAAUAAUGGAUAUUACAGUAAUUCAGGCUACUGUCAGCCAUUGUUAUCGGCCAAUCAACCAUGUCAGUCGUCAAAUGGCUGUACCCAGAACUCCGCUUGUAUCCAAGGCUUUUGCCAGUGCAACAAUGGUUAUUCCAACAAUGGUGGAUAUUGUCUACCAGCUACAAAUCAACAAUGUCAGACAACAAGCGAUUGUUCUCAAAAUGCGUACUGUCAAUCGGGAUCUUGUCAAUGCAACAAUGGUUACUAUAGCAAUGGAGGGUAUUGUCAGCCAUUGAUUCCAAGCAAUCAACCAUGUCAAUCAGGGAGUUGUGGCCAAAACUCGAUCUGUACCUCGUCUGGAACGUGCCAAUGCAAUCAAGGCUUCUAUGACAAUGGUGGAUCUUGUCAAGCACUCAUUCUACCCAAUCAACCAUGUCAGAACUCAAUGAGUUGCAUUCAAAAUUCGGCCUGUUCAUCAGGGACUUGCCAAUGUAACAGUGGAUUCUACAACAAUGGUGCUGGAUGUACUCAACAAGGCAGCUAUGCUUAUCCUGGACAGACUUGUCAAAAUGGUCAAAUCUGUCAGGGUGGAUCUCGUUGUGAUGGCACUGUCUGCAGGUGUCCAUUCGGAUUUUUCCCUUCUGGCCAGCAAUGCAUCCCAGCCAAUCAAGAUCCCGGAUCAUUCACCCAAUCUCCCAACACCGUUAUCUUAAUCCCUCUCGGGAGCUCAUGCGAUCCACGCUGUAACACAAACUAUUGCAAUUCGAGGUGUGGAAAUGGGGGAAUCUGCUCGAAUACAAAUGUUUGCACAUGUCCAAUUGGAUAUGCACAGAUUGGAACCACUUGUUCAACAAAUAACAACAAUAACAAUAAUGGAGGAUGUCCAGGCUGUGGAAAUCGUAGGUUUUCCUCAAUGCCCGGUGAUCGAUGCAAUAAUACGAGUCCAUGUAGUGGAGGAUCGGUUUGUGUGCUCGGAGUAUGCUCUUGUCCAGCUGGUUAUGGACCAAGCGCUGAUGGAACGUCGUGUCAACAAUCAAACAACUUUGGAGCAUUGACAUUGCAAAGAAUGGCGAAGAAAAGAGAAUGCUUUAGUGAUACGGAAUGCGCUGGAGGGAUGAUUUGCAGUGCUAAGUCUUGCAUUUGUCCAAGUGGCAGUUCACUCGUUGACGGGGUUUGCACGGAAAGUUUCUCGGGAUAUCAAAAGAAAGCUCCGGUGUAUCCAGGCAGCUUUUGCUCGAGCACUUCUCAGUGUCAGAAAAAUUCGCAAUGUUUCCUGAAUCGAUGUGUUUGCGUGGGUGAUCGGGUGACGAAUACAACUGGACAUUGUGUUGGACCGUUUGAAGUAGAGACAAGAGAUGUGUUGCCCGGUUCUCGAUGUUCAAUCGGUGGCCUGCCUUGUCAGGGUGUAUCAGUCUGUGAUCAAGGAUAUUGUGUGUGUCCACUUGGCACGGAAACCGAUGAAGAACCGUAUUGUUCAAGGACAACGGGAGAGGAUCUAUUGCUACGAUUUGCUCCAAAUGCUGAGGCUCUAGUUGGAAAAGCAAGCUGCUCUUCCUACAAGGAUUGCAAGAGUCCACGAAUUUGCGCAGAAACGAAGAAAUGCGAGUGUCCGUUCUUUAUGAAAGAGGAUUCUCGGGGAGUGUGUUUACUCUUCAAUGACGUGACUCCCGGUGCCAGCUGCGAUUUCCCGUCAGCUCGUUGUGUAAAUGGGUCUGAAUGUUUAGCUGGAAUCUGUGCUUGUCAACCGCCACUCCUUCUCCAAGAUCAAGCCUGUAGCUCACCCACUAACAAUGUUUUACCUGGAGCUCUUUGCAUGUCCUCUAACGAGUGCACUUUUGGAUCGGAAUGCGUGAAUAACAUUUGUAAAUGCCCGUUUGGUGUUACUAAUCACGGAGAGCCUUGUAGUGGAUCACAAAAGAAAGCAAAAAGAGAGAUUUCUGAGAAUACGGUUGAUGAUCUGAGACUGAGGCCACCACCGACGAAGAAUGCGACUGAGUUGACUGAUUGUCCAAUUGAUGGAUCGUGUAAAUUGCCUGGAUGCUUUUGUUCAAAAACGGGCACAGUGAUCCCCGGUGGAUUGAACGCCAAGGACACUCCACAAAUGAUCAUUUUGACAUUUGAUGAUCCGAUUACUGAUCGAACGAUUAACAUCUACAAAUCACUCUUUGAUGGAAGAAUUAGAAAUCCGAACAGUUGCCCGAUUAAAGGCACAUUUUUCAUCUCACAUCAGUGGAACAACUAUGAUCAAGCGCAAUGGUUGUACUCGAGGGGGAAUGAAAUUGCGUUGAAUUCGAUUACUCAUGAAACCUUGACUACAGCUACCGAACAACGAUGGAGAAAUGAAAUGUCGGGAUUGAGAGAAUCGCUCAAAGAGUUUAGUUACGUUGAGCAGGAAAGCAUGAGAGGAAUCAGGGCACCACAAUUGCUUCUUGGAGGAGACAAUCAAUUCGCAAUGAUGCAACAAGCCGGCUUCACUUAUGACAAUUCGAUGCCAUUGAGAGGCGGACCAUAUUGGCCCCAAACACUCGAUCAUAAAAUGGCGUGGGAGUGCGAGGAACAGAAUUGUCCAACAAAGCCGUUCAAGGGUCUCUGGGAGCUUCCAAUCAAUCAACUCAUCUCUACCACUGGGAAAUACUCGGCAAUGGCUCGAUCAGCGAUUCGGCCAUUCGACAGCCGAGAUGCUGUGGCGAACAUGUUGAAGAGAAAUUUCCUUCGCCAUUACAAAGGCAAUCGUGCUCCAUUCGUGAUCACGGCGGACACAGACUUCUUGACUAUUCUUCCCGAUAAUGGAGCUGUGAACGCAUUGUCGGAUUUCUUGAAUGAUGUAUUGAAUCGAACGGAUGUCUAUGUGGUAACCGCAACACAAGCAAUUGAAUGGAUGAGAAGGCCAACAAAAGUAUCGGAGAUUCAACGAUUCCAACCAUGGCAAUGCCAAUUCCAUUUGAAUGACCAUGUCCAACCGUGUGAGAGUCCAUCCGUGUGUUCCUAUUCUUCAUCUUCGAUCCAAGGCGGUGUCCCUCAUUCAUUCCGUAUCUGUGGCUCUUGUCCUCUAGCCUAUCCAUGGAUUGAGAAUCCGCUAGGGAAACGUUUAUUAACCGUG
Mesorhabditis belari is the source of this 16680-nucleotide messenger RNA. The record is from the annotation of a GenBank genome assembly. NCBI's taxonomy places the organism in Eukaryota, Metazoa, Nematoda, Chromadorea, Rhabditida, Rhabditidae.